Fusarium sp. VM40 is the source of this 474-nucleotide messenger RNA. The record is from the annotation of a GenBank genome assembly. Lineage: Eukaryota; Fungi; Ascomycota; Sordariomycetes; Hypocreales; Nectriaceae.
AUGUCUGCCGAGAAGAAAGCCAGAAUCAUCAACGAGGUUGUCAAGCGCCUCUGGGAUGAGAAGCCCAACGCCGCCAUCAGCUUGAAGCGCUACAUGGCCGAGACCGACCACAUCAAGGACAUCAUGCAGGCUGUUGUUAAGGACAUUGGCCAUGCCAUGGUCGAGCUCGAUCUCCGUGAUGAGAAGGCCGUUGCCCUGAACCGCUGCAAGUACGAUCUUGCUCGCGCCGUUGACGAGCACAAAGAGCUCACCAAGGAUGGCUACGACCGCACCUUCCGCCCUCGCUUCAACUGCACCGUCAAGACUCUCAAGCUCGUCGGUGUCGGCGGUUCCGGUAACGAAGCCCCUGGCGUCAAGGACAGCGAGCCUCAGAUGGAGGUAGUUCUUCGUUUCCCGGCCCGGGAGUACAACGAGUCUCCUCACUCUCUGGUCCCCGGCAAAGCUGAGGUCUUCCUCAUGAUGAAGGAGAUUUAG